AUGGGGCGCGAGGCCAAGAAGGCCAAAGCAAAGGCACAACGAGCUGCGGCGUCCAAGAAGAAGGCCGGGCGUGGCUCGUCUGGCGCUGGGACGGACGUGCAUGCGAUUCGACAGGAGUUGGCCAAGCGUGGGUGCCAGUUGGUGUCGAUUGAAGCAGAUGGGAACUGCUUGUUUCGCACGCUGAGCGACCAAAUCUACGGCGACCAGGUGCACUUUGCGUCGGUUCGACAGCGCAUUGUGGCCCAUAUCCAAGCGCAUCGCGACGACUUGGAGCCGUUCUUGGAAGACGAGGAAGAGUUUGAUCAUUAUUGCAGACGCAUGGCAGACGACGGUGUCUGGGGUGGCAACCUCGAGUUGUUUGCGGCUGCACAAGUGUGGCAGUGUAAUAUAGUUGUGCACCAGGUGGAUGGGAAAUGCACCACGAUUGAGUGUGGCAGCGCCGACGCACGCAGUUUCCACGUGUGCUACUACAACGACGAGCACUACGACAGUAUUCGAAGCCUCGACGAUGACCUGACCGGGCCGCCGAUUCGGUUCGCGCACGAGAGUGCGGCGGCGGGCAAGAUCUGCGUCGAGAUCGCUCCAGAGGUCGAGACACCAUCUAAACACACUGCGCUCGCACGGCUCGCGAUGGAAUUCCCACACACAUCGGAGGACGACCUGGUCGACCUGUACAAGAAGCUGCACUGCGACGUCGAACGUGUCCGCAGGAAGCUCACGAAACAAGCGGCGAAAUCCAGGCGAAAGUAACCUCCAACGUGGACAAGGUUGUGGGGGUGUCGUUGCGGCCGAACGACCGAUGGCACCCAGCACAAUGGGCGCGACGUUUGCAGCGGGCACAUGCUUGUAUUGGAGACUAUAAGAAUAGACACACCGUUCGUUGUUGGAGA
Aphanomyces invadans is the source of this 890-nucleotide messenger RNA. RefSeq lists its product as hypothetical. The coding region runs from base 1 to 750 and encodes 249 amino acids. Gene Ontology annotation, biological process: protein deubiquitination. The transcript is spliced from 7 exons. Gene Ontology annotation, molecular function: cysteine-type deubiquitinase activity. The record is from RefSeq and is a predicted model, not a curated record. NCBI's taxonomy places the organism in Eukaryota, Oomycota, Saprolegniomycetes, Saprolegniales, Verrucalvaceae.